Molecule: messenger RNA, 159 nt
Organism: Bipolaris zeicola 26-R-13
Lineage: Eukaryota; Fungi; Ascomycota; Dothideomycetes; Pleosporales; Pleosporaceae
Exons: 1
Source: RefSeq, a predicted model, not a curated record
AUAUAUGUAGGCCCUCUCCAAGGGAUUCGUCGACGCCGCCAUGGUGUCAUUAGUGCAGCAGUCUCCCCAGCUGGCACGGGCUGCCGUAGCAGACACGGGUGCCCGUGGGCAUCAGCACAGGAAACGUUCGGGCCGGAUUUAACGGUGCAAGUGAAUUGA